Penicillium taxi is the source of this 1209-nucleotide messenger RNA. RefSeq names its product transcription initiation factor IIA large subunit. The transcript is spliced from 5 exons. NCBI's taxonomy places the organism in Eukaryota, Fungi, Ascomycota, Eurotiomycetes, Eurotiales, Aspergillaceae. The record is from RefSeq and is a predicted model, not a curated record. Gene Ontology annotation, biological process: transcription initiation at RNA polymerase II promoter; transcription by RNA polymerase II. The coding region runs from base 1 to 1209 and encodes 402 amino acids. Gene Ontology annotation, cellular component: transcription factor TFIIA complex.
AUGUCCAACCAGCUUGUUGGACCGGUGUUCGAGAAGGUGAUUCAGGAGGUCUGCGACUCCUCUCAAGUUGAUUUUGAGGAAAGUGGUGUUGAUCAGAAGACACUGCUUGAUUUGCGUGAGGCAAGUUCAUCUGACCAGUGCUCUUUUGCGGGGGGCGAAGCUGAUUAUGAGGGGAACCAGCAUUUGGUCCUCUUAUAUACCUUGCCGCCGCUACCCGCUUUAGUGGGCUCAGACCGUCUAUCAACCUGGCAGAAGAAGCUGUCCUCUCUCAACGUUGCCCAGUUCCCUUGGGAUCCUCCUGCGCAGAUCUCACAACCUCCCCCUCCUCAAUCCACUGUUCCCUCUAACGUACCUCGCCCUCAACAACAAUCCCAACAUCAAUAUGCGCCUUCUGUAUCAGGGUCGCAUUCAGCUCCUAUCCACUCGGCUCCCAUUCAUUCGGUCCAACAACCAAUGGGUGUGCCGCACAUCAAAAUGGAACCUGGUACUGGAAUGCCCUUGACAAACACCAUGCAUCAUAUACCCCCCAACUCUCAUUCAGCCCAUACCGCCCAUCAACGUGCUGCAGACCAUAUUCAACAGAAGUUUGGAGCUGCCGCAGCACACUCUGUGAGCCAAAUCCAGGCUCGUGCCCGGGAGGGACAACACUCUUACCCCCAGUAUUACCCCCCUGAGAACCGAAUUAAGCAAGAUCCUGGCCAUCCCAGUCAGACUGAUGGCGCGGGUGAUGACCCUCUGACCGACUGGAAGGCUGAGGUUGCCCGUCGCAGAGAGGCCGCUCAGAAUGGCCAGGGUGACCAUCUGCUUCGCGAGCAUCUCAAUCAGCAAAUGCUCGGCCUUGAAGCUGGCGGUCUUCCCCGCCCUUUGAGUGAACACAAGAGUUCCGCCCCGGCAACACGCCGUGCAGCUGCCGCUCUUAACCCCAAGUCGACUUCUUCCGCAAUCUCUAACGCUCCUAGAAUCCCUGGGCAGUUUGAUGGUGCUGAGGAGGAAGACGAAGAUGCCAUUAACUCAGACCUUGAUGACCCAGAUGAUUUGGUCAAUGAAAAUGAAAAUGCGGAUGAGUCGGAUGGUCAAGUUAUGCUUUGCACCUAUGACAAGGUCCAGCGUGUCAAGAACAAGUGGAAGUGUACUCUGAAGGAUGGUAUUCUUACCAGCAAUGGACGGGAAUAUCUUUUCCACAAGGGCCAGGGCGAAUUUGAGUGGUAA